AUGGCAGAACUUCUGUUAGUAGCUUGUCUUAAAGCAUAUAAUCUGGUUGAGAAUCUCUUGGAAGACUUUGAGUUUGAGGUACAGGUUCCGGAUUUACUGUAUCAUAAUACGGCUCAGGAAGUUAAUGGAACAUGGUUCUACAAUGCACAUGAAUCUGAACAAUCUACUUCCAAAAGGAAGAGCACAUCUCGGCGUAUGGCAUAUGACGUAUUGGAUGAUAUCUGGUUAAAGUGCGUUGAAAGUGGCAUUCUAAUUUCAAUAUCUGAAGCUGAAGAGAAAUUGAGGGUAGAAGGGGCGUGGAAUGGGGUCUUGGAAUUAAACUUGGAAGAAUGGAAGGUGCCCAUGUUGAGAGAAGAAGUUGCUAAACAAUCCGGCUACUCUGAUGGUCCACAGAUGAUCAACUUGACAUCCUCCAGCAAGGUUUUGAAAGACGUCGAUGGCACUGAAAAGUUAUCUCAAUUGGGUCUUAGAAACAAUUGUAAGGUUAUGGCCACUAAGAUCUCCGUUGAUCAAGGCAAAUUGAAGCAAGAAUUUCUCGCUAAAGAAGAGCGCUACUUUAACCUUGAGUUGGAGAACCAGAGGUGGGAGACAGUAAAGCUGGGCUCGAUACAAACUAGUCAAGUGUAUAGGCUAGUUUUUGCAUUUUUUGACUACAAUGAUCAACUUACAUGCGGAGAUCGAGGCAUUGAGGCGGCGACAGUCGGCAGCGAAAGAGGAAAGGCUCUGAUUCCAUCAGAGUGGCGAAACGAUGACCGGAUCGAUGAGAUGCUCAGUUGUAAUGGACCAAUGAGUCAUCUCGUUAGGUAUUCCGGCUGGAUGAAUGCGGAAUGUAGUGGUAGCAAAUCCAUCAAACGAUCUUGUAGUGGCAGCAAAUCAACGCAAGGUCACAUCUCUGUUGUUGAUCCGCUGCAAUCAGGAGGAUGCCUUGCACAAGGAAGUUCAUCUGUCACGAAGAGUAAGGAUUUGUCUACUUAUACUUUAGUUGGCGAGACUGCGAGAAGUGAGAAAAAAGCUUAUGGCUCGUAUAAUGAUCAUGCACGAUUGAUUAGUUUUAGUGUGAGAAUAGAGAAACAAAAUUUAGAGGGUUGUGGUGCAAGGUCAAGCAUAGAUAAUGAUAGGAAUGGAAAAGCUGUUGAUGGGCCAUUGCUGUGGAAGGCGCUAAUUAUGAGACGUUUGUCAGACUUGUUGUAUGCGAGUGAAUAUAACAAAGAUGCAAAGAAAUGUUGUGAUGAGGUGGUUGACAGGCUUAAAGAAGAACUCGGGAGUUUCAUUGGUCCGACUAAUAAUGAUGAGGAGUGUGUAGACAAUGAUGGAGCAAUAAAGAAUCCAGUUGUAAAGAAGAAGAAGAUUGGUCCUAGGAACGAACGUCCUAAAAGCAUUAUUGAGAAGGCUUGUAACAAAGUUAGAGGCAGGAAAAACAAUGCAAGAAUUGUUGCUAACUGA
Molecule: messenger RNA, 1443 nt
Organism: Oldenlandia corymbosa var. corymbosa
Lineage: Eukaryota; Viridiplantae; Streptophyta; Magnoliopsida; Gentianales; Rubiaceae
Source: the annotation of a GenBank genome assembly